CAGUCAAUAUUAGCUCUCUAAGGUGGAGCUCGGUUACUGCAGGGAGAUAAUUCUUAAAGUUUUUCACUUGGGAGUUUCUUGGUCCAGGAGGAACUACACCAGCCAUGACGUGGUGGCUGAGUGCUGUGGUAAUUUGUAUGUGUUGUGUAGCCAGGAUCGAGUCCCAGUCAGGACAACAAGCCCAGCAUGACGUCAUAUUUCUCAUCGACGCCAGUGAGACGCUGGGAGAGGGCAACUUUCGGACGAUGCUGCGUCAAAUUAUGACGUCAUAUAUCGAAUCAUGGCCAGUUGACGACCAAAUGGUAAAGAUCUCAGUGAUUGUGUUCUCAACGACUUUGUAUGAGAUUCCGAUGACCGGAAACCUGACACUUUUGGAGGAGAGGAUUCUGGGAGCGCCGUACGAGGGCCAGUACGCCAACACAGACUUGGCGUUUGAGAGGGCUCGACAAGUGCUCAAUGAGAGUAGGUCACCGAGCAGACAACAACACGUGAUCCUGGUCACUAACGGAGUGGCCAGGUACCCCAAGGAAGCUCGGAAGGUUACCGAUAGAUUACACAGUGAGGGCGUUGAUGUAUGGACUGUCGGCAUUGGCAGCAGAAUCAGCAUGUUGGAAUUGCUGUCUUACACGAGAAAUGUUUCUCAUGUCGUAACUACCCCGUCGUUCGAUGUGCUGCCUAGUCUUAAAAUUGGGAUUUCUGGAUCAUUGAAAGAUGUGAUCAUAUUGGUGGACUCUAGCCGAUCUAUCGGUGAAGAAAGUUACCGUAGGUUGCUGAACUCUGUCCUACAGACUUACAUAGAACCAUGGAUGGCUGCAGAUAAACUGCUGGACGUGGGGGUCAUCACAUUUUCCAACACACCUGAGGGGAUUAACCUGACACGUAACGUGACGUCACUGAGGGAGCGGGUGCCGGUCGCCAGCUACGGGGGGAGAGGCACCAACACACACUUGGCGUUCGACAUGGCGCGCUCCAUGCUACAGGCUUCCAGAGUUCCAGGCAAGCAGCAGACUGUCUUAGUGAUCACAGACGGGGUGUCUAGACUUCCGUACGAGAGCAGAAAGUCGGCGGAGUUGUUGAGAGCCGACAACGUCACGAUAUGGGCUGUGGGGUCAGGGGUCAACAUCCGGGUCACGGAGCUGGUUUGGUUCACGGGGAGCGAGACACGGGUUCGAAUCUCAACCAGCCUGGAUAAUCUUCCCUUCGUUCAGAUUUGAGAGAUACAUAAGAAGUCAAAAUCGUACACCACAGGAAAGUAAUGAAGACAACAAAGUUCCGUCGUUAUAAAACAAAUCUGUAUUAGUCACCACAAAAACAGGCGAACACAACCAAUAAUCAAAUGUAAAAAUAAUUACCUACAAAAAGAGGUGUAUACAGAUAUAUUUAAAAAAA
This is a messenger RNA of Physella acuta, 1389 nucleotides long. Its product is annotated as collagen alpha-5(VI) chain-like. The record is from RefSeq and is a predicted model, not a curated record. Lineage: Eukaryota; Metazoa; Mollusca; Gastropoda; Physidae.